Messenger RNA from Nothobranchius furzeri (turquoise killifish), 4370 nucleotides. It is a transcript of the gene fads6, whose product is annotated as fatty acid desaturase 6. Gene Ontology annotation, biological process: lipid metabolic process. Gene Ontology annotation, cellular component: membrane. Gene Ontology annotation, molecular function: oxidoreductase activity, acting on paired donors, with oxidation of a pair of donors resulting in the reduction of molecular oxygen to two molecules of water. NCBI's taxonomy places the organism in Eukaryota, Metazoa, Chordata, Actinopteri, Cyprinodontiformes, Nothobranchiidae. The record is from RefSeq and is a predicted model, not a curated record.
UAACAAGUUGAGUGUGUGCUUAAGAGGAGUUUAAAAGUGUUAGCCUUAGAAAGUAGAUGAGCCUCUCCCACAAACCACAUUUUUUUUAAUUUAGGACUUUACGGAGUGUGCUGAAAGACAAAAUGAGGCUGAUCAUCUCCAUUUUUACAGGAGGCAACCCCCUGCUUACUAGGCAAGAACCCGUAUGAGAACAUUCCACUGACUUUGUAUGCCUUAGUAAACAGCCAUUUACAGUAUCGAUGCAUAAAAUGUAAAUAGUAGGAAGUAAUCAAUUGUAAAUAUCGUUUCACUUUAUUUUAUUAUUAUAGUUUGAAGAAUGCCGUAACUGUGAAAACCAGUGCAGAUUAUUAUACAUGUGCAACACUGUUAAACCAUUUUUCAGUAAGAUAAUUGUAAUUUUUCCAUGUGUUUAUUGAAAAGGAAAAAGCUGACUAAUCACAGAAAUAAUGAUUAGUUGAGUAGAAACAAGUGCUCAACUAGAACAUUUGGAAUUUGUGUUACAGCAUUUCAUGUUUUUAACUUAAAUAUCAAAUAUUACAGAAAGUUAGCAAAUCGGUAGCAAGUAUGCAGGUGCUUCAGUAUAGUGGCAUAAUCAUCAACAGGCACGUUUGUUUUAUAAGAGGUUAAAAGUAAUUUGUUUUAACCAGCGUUUCAGGAUCAUGAGGACAUUUUCAGUCAUGUCUUGGUGAAGCAGCAAUGAAAAACGUGUUUCUUGAUUAUGUAAAUAAAAACAUUUAAGAGCAUAUUUUAGCCAAGAAAGCUCAUUAGCAAAUUCUAGUUUAAGGCUUCUAUAGGAGAACAACAAGCAGACAUGUUUCAAACUUUAAUUAAAGUGCUCUGAUCCUGGAUCUGGGAAGGUUCUGGAGUGGCUGGUCUGAGGAGCUGGAGAGUGAUGAUGGAGAAGCAAGACAGAACAUCUUCAGAAGCUCCUGUAAGACAAGUAUAACAGUCGUUAAAAAAAAAAAAAAAAAAAAAAAACAAUAGUGUGGCCAGGUGGAUAAACGAGGGCUCGGGCGGGAUUAGAUCCCCAGACUCCCGGGCGAGAGUCAUAUGCUCUAACCAGUCAGCCAAAGGAACAUAACCCUUGGCCAAGUAGGCAGGGCGCAUCAUCAAUCGGGACGUUGCGACAGCGCACACACACACACACACACACACACACACACACACACACACACACACACACACACACUGUCACAAUAGUAAAUACUGAAAGUGGAUGAACUUAAGAAGAAUGGAGUUUUGGACAGAAAGAGCACUGAUGUUUCAGCUGGACUCACGAGCCACGAGGACAGACUGAUACGGCAGCCACACUUUUAAGUAAUCAUCAGGUCUGACUGAAACAGCGUUUCUGCCUUUUACAGGUGGACAGAAAAAAUAAUAAUGUUGACACAUUGUUGAUAAUAUUACUACAUUUCAAGGCUUUUUCAAUACAGUGAAAUUAGUUGAAACAGAGCCGAGUUGUAUUAGAAAACAGCAAUCCGCACAGCCCGGCGAAUCUGGGAUGAAUUAGUGCUGCCUCAACCUCCUCGUCUUUCAUUGGGUCACUGGAGUUUAAAUUAAGUGGAUGAGAAACCCAUGGGGAGGGCUCUGCAUAAAUGAGAGUAAAGUUGAAUUUUAAACGCGUUAAAACUGUCACAAAGUGGCGUUAAAAGCGGCGUUUUAUGUCACAGAACGGCGAAAAAAGCGGCGUUCAAUGUCCGUACCAAACGCCGUAUUUUACGCCACCCACACAGAGAACGCGUCUGGGAUUAGGGUGACGUAAAAAACGGCGUUCAAUGUCCGGAAAAAACGGCGUAUUUUACGGGCGUUCUACGGGACCGUUCAGAACGGCGUAAAUUACGGCGUUCUGGCAGAGUUUUCGCCGUAUUUUACGACGUCUUGGCACAUCAAACGGCGUUUUUUUCGCCAUUUCUUAACUAGACGGGUUGGGAAAGUGGCGUAUUGUGACGGUUUUGGCUUGCCAUACCGCAGAGACGAGCCGCACAAACCAUAAACGCUGCGAGUUGUGAAGCGCGUUCCAGCCGCGAGCCGCAUCACCGCGCGGAAAGUGAAUGCGUCAAGCAUAAACCACUUGGGGUUGGGGGGUGUGCUCCACACAGAGUGGGAGGAGGAGGAGGGUUGAUGCAGAAUUCAUGAGACACCAGAGAGGAGGAGCAGUCAUGUCUGAGCAGAGUAGAUGAGAUUACAAAAGAAGGUUUUAGAAUCCAUCUUUAGUUGUGAGUGAGUCAAUUUCAGGUUGCUGCUGCACAGAGAAGAUGGAGAAAGGAAGGAGGAGAAAGAAGGAGAGGAACCUUCUGUCACCAUAAGGGAGUUUCUCAGUGUUGACUCUUCUGUGGACGUCCGACUACAGCAGCUUGUUUUAGGAAGGAAACAAACUGCAUGGUGACUUCAGCAUGCAGAGUUCACUGGAGGAGAGUCAGGAUGAUGGAGGGAGGAGAACGAGGAGCAGUGAACUGAUGAAAAAAAGAACAGAACAGAGCAAGGUGGAAAGGGACACACUGAUGAUGGAGCUAAACGGGAUGGUGCAGAAGAUGAUAAAUGAGAGCAGCUGGUGGGAAAGGAGGGGGGUAGACUGCAGCAUCCUGAUGGCAGCAUUCGUCAGUCUGCCGACUGCCUUUCUGCAGCUGGGUUCCUCUCAGCCACUGUGGUUUUCUUUGGGUGUGAUGUUGGGAGUAGCUCAUGCUGUCAUCACCGUCAAAGGGACACAUCUGGCGAGCCACAGAGCGUUGAGCGAAUCACAGGUCUGGGGGAAGUUUUGGACCACCUUCUUCAUCGAGGUCUGCAGCUCAUUCUCCGCUGAGGCUGGAGUCCACGGGCACAUUAAGAUGCAUCACGCUCAUACUAAUGUGAUUGGGCUGGGGGACUCCAGCAUCUGGAAGGUUUCCUUGCUGCUUCGGAUCAUCUACCUGUUCAUUGCUCCUCUGGCUCUUCCCGUCAUCACACCACUCGUGGCCUUCGCUCAUCUGAAAGGACGUGCGUUGGUUCUAGUGAUCAGGACAGUUCUGAUGGUUGGGCUGGGUCUGUAUUCACAGCUCUGGCUGCACAUCAACGUGUCUGGGUUCAGGUCCAUGCACAGCGCCCUGUUCUGCAUGCUUGCAUGCAGAGCCAUGUUCUCUGUUCCAUACAUCCAUGUCAAUAUCUUCCAGGAACUUCCGGGUGGUUUUAAGGCAGAAAAACGAACAACAGCUGAACUACUGAGAUAAACGACAGGAUUUGACGGCAGCGUGUGCGCUGGUUGCUGAUCUGGUCUUCAGAGCAAACAAGCUAACCAGAGUGAAACGGUGCUAUUCCGGUCAGCAUGCACUAUUCUGCACAUCUGCCUCUGUGCUGGUGAAGUUGUGGCCCUGGAGGAUGAGCCUGAGGAAGAUGCUGCAGACGACGAGAGGCUGGUAUGGAGGUGGUCAGCGGUGCUUUCUCCUAGAGGAGGUACCAACAGACCACGACUGCUGUUAACAGGCAAGUCAUUUAUGUAGGAACCUCUAUUAAAAACAAUGCUGUGGUUUUAUUUGCUGAAGAGUCACAAUUGUUAUACCAGUGGAUCCAUAAACCGCCUCCUCAUUUCAUGUUUCUGAAAACGUCUUGUUGUCGACUGAGCCAGCCCAGCAGUCCCAGUAGAUGGACGAUGGAGUGGACAGUGAGAGGAAGCAUCCCAAAGUUCUCUCUGCAGACCGUCCCGUGUGAUGUUCCACCCGCUGACCAGAAACGUCCAGCCACGGGUCUGUUCCAGCGCUUCAUCCACGUCUGGAUCCUCCUGCAGCAGAUCCAGCUGCACUGUUAAAGACUUCCUGCUCGCUCAGUUUAAAUAAAUGAUCCAGGAAAAAAGUAACUCAUUUUAAUCCUGCUUUAACCGUACAUAACUGUUCCACAUUGGUUUUGAUCUGUAAAUAAUAGUCACGUAUUCUAAAUAAUCUUGUCUCCUUACCAUCUUUUCAUUUUCUGUUCAUGUAACACGUUCAAAAACAUCUGUAAUAAUAAAACUGGUGAUAAAAUGAAUGACCAGAAAGUGUUUUCAGUUAAUAUUUGCUUUAAUAAAUGUUUUCAAAUAUCAAACAAGUAAAUAACAUUAACAUGAUAACAGUCCUCUCUCCCUGGAGGACAACCUGGAUACCUGCAGUCCUAAACAGAGAAAUCAGAGAUCACAGGUGACUAAAAGGCAAUUACUGUAACAUUUAUCCACAUGAGAAGAUAAAAAAAUAUUAGCCUGGCCUGCCAGACUCCUGCUCUGUUUAAUUCUGCACAGAGACAGGGUCUGGGAACUCUCCUAUUCAGAUAACCCCACCCCGUGAGGAUUCUAACCGAGCCAAUCAGCGCUGAAUAGCGUACGAUACACACCACAAUGCCGAGUUUGUCAUAAACAUGGCGACUGAAGG